CUGAACGAAGAUGUCAAUCAUGUGGUUUAUUUUUAAUCUGUGGGGCCUCAGAAAAAUUCCAAAAAAAUGACAUCCAUCUUUCAAGUUCUAAAAACUGUCUUCUAGCUUUGAACUAUUAUAUUUAAAAAAAUCGUCAAAAUAUACAUCUAUGUAAUAUUUGGUAAUUGUGGUUAAAUCUAACAAAUAAAAUAUAGUUUAUAUAAUUCAAAACCUGACGUAAGGCACCAUAAAGGAUGUCUUCCGGAAGACCGAUCAAGUGUGUGGUCGUUGGAGAUGGUACCGUCGGAAAAACUUGUAUGUUAAUUUCAUACACGACUGAUAGCUUUCCAGGAGAAUAUGUGCCUACAGUUUUUGACAAUUACUCGGCUCCAAUGGUGGUGGAUGGAGUGGCAGUAUCUCUUGGUCUAUGGGAUACAGCGGGACAAGAAGACUACGACAGACUUAGACCUUUAAGCUAUCCUCAAACUGAUGUCUUCCUUAUAUGCUUCAGUGUAACAAGUCCCUCUUCAUAUGAAAAUGUCACAUCGAAAUGGUACCCCGAAAUAAAACAUCACUGCCCCGAUGCACCAAUUAUAUUAGUGGGUACAAAAAUCGAUUUGAGAGAUGAUCGUGAAACGCUAAGUUUGCUGUCGGAACAAGGAAUGUCUCCGCUGAAAAGGGAACAAGGACAGAAGCUCGCCAACAAAAUUCGGGCCGUAAAAUAUAUGGAGUGCUCAGCGCUAACACAAAGAGGCCUUAAACAGGUGUUCGACGAGGCUGUACGUGCAGUGUUAAGACCGGAACCACAAAAGAGACACCAGAGGAAGUGUUUGAUUAUGUAAAAAUGUAAACAAAAUCCAUGACUAAAGAACCGUAUUAAAAUCUGCAGGAAUCUCUCGACGACAGUAAUAAUGUGUUUCUACACCGACGUGAAUAACAGAUUAACGUUUGCAAUGAAUUCUUUUUUUUUUUUUUGUUCACAAUGUAUCAAGGUGCCAUAAAUAUUAUGUCCUUCGAAUAUUAAAAUGUCAGUUAAUAAUUUCUCUGAUCAACAUCACAAUAUUUGUUUCUUUUUUCUUGAAUAUUUUUUUUUAUGCACACGAGAAUGCCAAAGAUUUAUAAAUAGAUUUAAGUCUUUAUUGUUUGUUUGUUUUUUUCGUUAUUGUCAAAAUGCUAAUAAUAUGGUUAGAAACAAAUUGUUACUGUGCGCGUUUAAUGAUAUUGACAACUUUAUUUUUAUAUACGCAACCGAACCUCAACAUACGAACGUUUUUUGAAUUAUGUACAUCCUAAGGGAUUUAUUGAUAUUAAGGACUGAUGUAGUUGCGUUAAUUAUGAAGUAUCUUUUUUAUUGUCUAAUAUUUAAUUGCGACAGUUAGCAUUUAUUAUAAUAGUAAGUAUUCAAUGAUCAGAAUCAGAUUUAUUUAAUUGUGCAAUGUAGGUACCUAUGUUUUUCAUUCAAAUGAGGUGAGGUAAACAUGGACAAUAGUAUGGCAAUAAUUUACAAUACUUUUAAAAAGUAUCAAAAUAUUAUUUGCAUGGAAUGUUGCAUUGCAAGCUAAGUAUGUUGUUUAAGGCGGAAUAAUUUAUUUUGCUGAAUCAAUAUCAAAAUUACGUUUAUAAUUUAAAAAAAGAAGUGUAUUUUAGCAUGUAAUUAAGGAGUGUGUUUUUUUUUUAAAUAUUAAAUUAGUAACUCAUUAGGGCGAGAUAUUUUUAUAUUAUGAAAAAUCUUAGAAAUAGUUAGAUGGCUCUCCAAUUCUGCAACGAAAAUUUAGCACAAUUUUGAUGCAUGAUUUUAUUAAGUACUACAAAACGUGGUGGUAUUUACAUGAUGCCUUUUUGAAGCAUUCGUAUUUUUGACAUUGUCUUGUCAACGCUUAGAUAGGAAUAAGAUUUCUCUAGUUUGUAUUUCGAAUAAGCAGUGCCGGUUUCGCGCGUCUAAAGCCAUUUUCAGCCCGCUCUCUGCAUCUCUCUGUAUCUAUUCCUCUCUCCCUCUAUACGAGCUUUAAAAAGGAAUAAAGAUACGCUGGAUUCGUAAGAAGAGUCUCGUUUGGUAGUUUCUAUAUUUACAGUGAUAUCACUAUUCGAGAAAAACAUAAGGAUAAUGGUGGACAUUCGAAUAUUAUUUUCAGUGCCCGUUUAAAUAAAAGAUAUCUUGAAUGAAAAACAUGAUAAGAAAUUUAUAUUUUCGCUCUCUUGUGAUGAUAAAUUUAACUUCUCUUUAAAGCGCUUAAUUUUUAAUUUACAUCUCAGUAAUUUUCUCGGGUCUUUCUACAUAUCUAAACCUUAAAUUACACUACACUGCUAACUUUAAUUUCCUUUAAGAUUAAAAUCUUAUUAUUAUUAACUAUUGAUUCUUUGAUUAUUUAACUAUACCAAUCUGAAGUUUCUGAUAUCGGUCCAGCCAUUUCGGAAUCUAGUGAACAUACGUACACAUUUUUAUAUAUAGAUGAGGAGGUCCUUUAAUACAAUGAUGGAUUUUUGUAAUAUCGCUCGUUUCUAAUCCGUAAACAGUACAGAACCAUAGACCAAAUUAUUUUUAUAAGGCCUCUACUAGUAAUCGAUUAUAUCUAUUUCAGAACUCUUUUAAAAUACCGAGCUGUGAAUAAAGCUUAUCAAUAAAAUUCAAUUAGGAAAAAAGUCAUAAAGAAUACCGAAUUAUCCGAUGAUAUCUCUGACGGAUUACCCCGGGCAGGGUCUUAAACAAAAGUAGACAUAAAAAGUUGUAAAAGUCCGCACCCUUUUUUUUUUCAAAUCUCGAUCUGAAGAUUCAUUAAAUGUCAAAAUAGCUAUGCAUUUGUUAUUAUUUUAGUUUAAACACAUGACGAGAAAUAUUCGUUUCAUAAAAAUAUAGACUGCUUUGAUUUACGUGUAAAGCUUUGAGAAUUAUUUGUGUAUAUAAAUAUUUAUAAUAAGAGCUAAAUGCGCAAUUUCAAAUGGAUCGUGUAUUAUUGCACUUUAUAAAUUAUUGAAUUGAA
Messenger RNA from Bombyx mori (domestic silkworm), 2957 nucleotides. It is a transcript of the gene Mtl, whose product is annotated as ras-related C3 botulinum toxin substrate 1. Lineage: Eukaryota; Metazoa; Arthropoda; Insecta; Lepidoptera; Bombycidae. The coding region runs from base 234 to 821 and encodes 195 amino acids. The transcript has 6 exons. The record is from RefSeq and is a predicted model, not a curated record. Gene Ontology annotation, biological process: small GTPase-mediated signal transduction. Gene Ontology annotation, molecular function: GTP binding; GTPase activity.